CUCAAUACCCUCCAGAAACCAAAAACAAGCACAGAAACACACUCGAUUUGGUGUAAUUAUUUUGUUCCUUCAAUUGUUCAACUUUCUCUCUGUUUCUACUGUUUUCUUGUGUUCUUGAGGCGAGUUUUGAUUUUGGGUUUCGGCCAUGGCGGAUGAUUCGUAUGAGGAAGAGUGUGAUUACCUUUUCAAGGCGGUUCUGAUUGGCGACUCGGCGGUCGGGAAAUCGAACCUUCUGUCGAGGUUCUCGAAUGAUGAGUUUCGAUUGGAUUCUAAGCCGACUAUAGGGGUUGAAUUUGCUUACCGGAAUGUUAAAAUUGCAGACAAGAUCAUCAAGGCUCAAAUAUGGGACACCGCCGGCCAAGAAAGGUUUAGAGCCAUUACAAGUUCAUACUACCGUGGAGCCUUAGGUGCAUUGCUUGUGUACGACAUAACCAGGAGAGCAACAUUCGACAAUGUGAAGAAAUGGCUCCGAGAGCUGAGAGAGUUCGGUAAUUUGGACAUGGUGGUUGUUCUUGUGGGCAACAAAUGUGAUUUAGGACAGUCCAGAGAAGUCGACGAGGAAGAAGGAAAGAACCUGGCAGAGUCAGAAGGUCUAUGUUUCAUGGAAACGUCUGCACUAGAAAACUUGAAUGUUGAGGCAGCAUUCCUACAGAUGAUCGGUAAGAUACAUGAAAUUACAAGCCAGAAAUGUUUGGAAGCGAAGACAAAUGAAACCAGAACUAGUCUUCAACGUGGAAAAGAAAUUAUCAGUAUUGAUGAAGUGACUGCCACUAAACAACAGUACUCGACUUGCUGUUAUAAGUGAACUAAUAUUAUUUUUUGAGGACCAUAUGCGGGGGAAAAUUUGAUCUUUGAUUUUAACAUGGAGGAAAUAGUUUGAUUAUAUAUAAAAAAAAAUAAAAUCGUGCGUGUUCA
Molecule: messenger RNA, 915 nt
Organism: Rubroshorea leprosula
Lineage: Eukaryota; Viridiplantae; Streptophyta; Magnoliopsida; Malvales; Dipterocarpaceae
Source: the annotation of a GenBank genome assembly